AUGGUCACCCUCCGCGCGCCCUCCACCCUCCCCUCCACCGAAGCAUCCCCAACCAUUCCCCCUCCCGCCCUCUCCUGGCUCUCCGGUCCAUGGAACGUCACACACUCCACCCUCCCCAUGUGGAAAAAGAACCGCAACGUCGUCAUAACCUACACACCCAUCCCCUCCACCACGCCGCCCCAAAUCGACGACCUCGUAACCUACCAACCCCUCAACUCCACCUCUGUCAAGACUGUCAAGGGCGUCGACAAGCCCUUCUCCGUCCCCAACACCUCCACGAGUGUCGAGUCCGACCCCGCAAGCAUGGCGUAUAACUGGCGUGGCAAAGGUUGGCUGAUGAUUGCGAGUAGCAAGUGGGAGAUAUUGGGCUAUGGAGAAGAGGAGGGCACGGGGAAAUAG
Parastagonospora nodorum SN15 is the source of this 399-nucleotide messenger RNA. RefSeq lists its product as hypothetical. The transcript has a single exon. The record is from RefSeq and is a predicted model, not a curated record. The coding region runs from base 1 to 399 and encodes 132 amino acids. NCBI's taxonomy places the organism in Eukaryota, Fungi, Ascomycota, Dothideomycetes, Pleosporales, Phaeosphaeriaceae.